This is a messenger RNA of Myotis myotis, 916 nucleotides long. RefSeq names its product YAE1 maturation factor of ABCE1 (gene YAE1). The coding region runs from base 62 to 742 and encodes 226 amino acids. The transcript is spliced from 3 exons. The record is from RefSeq and is a predicted model, not a curated record. NCBI's taxonomy places the organism in Eukaryota, Metazoa, Chordata, Mammalia, Chiroptera, Vespertilionidae.
CUCAGACCGGAAGCGGCUGCGGGCGCUUCCUGCGCUCCCCGGGCCGUGGGGUUGCCUAGCGAUGUCCUGGGUCCCAGCAGCUCCCGGGGUCCGGGGCGGCGGAGAGGAGGGGGAAGUGUUCGACGAGGAAGCGGACGAGUCGCUCCUGGCGCAGCGGGAAUGGCGGAGCCAGAUGCAGAGACGAGUGAAAGAAGGCUAUAGAGAUGGACUACAGGCUGGCAAAGCAGUUGCCCUUCAACAAGGCUUCAAUCAAGGUUAUAAAGAAGGUGCAGAAGUCAUUAUAAACUAUGGACAACUCAGAGGAACGCUGAGUGCUUUGCUCUCCUGGUGUCACCUUCAUGAUAACAGUUCGGCUUUGAUCAGUAAAAUAAAUAACCUUCUGGAUGCAGUUGGCCAUUGUGAAGAGUAUGUGCUCAAACAUCUGAAAUCAAUCACCCCACAGCCACAUGUUGUAGAUUUAUUGGACUCCAUUCAGGACAUGGACCUUUGUCAUGUAUCUCCAGCUGAGAAAAAUAUUUGUGAAGCUGAAGAUGAAAGACUCUGUGAAAAUAAUGCUGAGUUUAACAAAAGCUGUAGCAAUAGUCUUAGUGGGGUAGAUUGUUCAUCUUUAGAAUGUUGUGGAACACAGGAGCAUACACAUUCUGAAAACCCAAGCCUCACUUGGAUUUUAGAACAGACAGCUAGUUUGGUAAAACAGCUGGGAGUAUCAGUAGACAUAUUACAGCACCUCAAACAACUAUGAAAAUUAUCUUCACUUUUCUGGUGAAAAUAAUGUUCAGAACAUUCCUUGGAGCAUUUUGUUUCUUAACAAGUUUACCAAAAUUUGUACUGGUUUCUACAUUGAACCCUUCACUAGCCUUUGUGGAAGUUUGAAACAUCUUCAGAGUUAACACUAUUAAAUGUAAUAUAAGCUCUU